UGUUCUUAGAAGGUCGUUUGUUUGUGUGAAGAUUGCUUAUCUGGGAUCUCUCCUUCUCUCUCUAAAAAAACUCUCUCUCUCUCUCUCUCUCUCUCUCUCAAAGAGACUUUCUUUCUCUCUCUCAGAGACUGGCCCAGCAGAUCGAAAUCUCCUUCUUUUCUUCCAGUUGGUGACAAUCUAAGCUUCUUGAAAUGGUGUUAUACAAUACCCACUUCGAGUUCCCUUGGAUUUCUUAAGCUUUCUCCUCCUCCUCCUCCUUUCCCCCUCUUUUUUGGCCUUCUAAUGCCAAUCUGCGACACUCAAUUUCCAUGAUUCUUACUUAUCGGAUAUGGGAGUUACUCUUUAAUAACUGAAUCCAUGGGGGCUUCCUGAUUGCAGGAUGUGGGUCUGAGGCAGUGGAUCUUCAUCGGAUUGAGUUGAGAUUUUGGAGGAUUGUUCCAAUCACUGUAUGUAGGUUUUGUAUGGUCGAUUCAUACAGUGGAGGUCUCUGCACAGGUUUCUGUGACAUCAUUAAUCUUCUGGCCAUUUAGGAAUGGGAACAAAACUGCACAGCAAAAGCUACCUGCCUGGAUAUUACUCCAUGAGGAAUCUUAACGAGGAUUCAAGUAGCAGUAACUGGCCCCUAUGUGGAGGCAAAACCUUAGGGAAUGGACAAUGCUACAAUGGUUUCUUGCCUAGGAACAUCACAAGCACAUAUCCAGGGGGUGAUAAGGAUGCACUAAAGCAGAAAAUGCUUGAGCAUGAGGCAGUAUUCAAGCAACAGGUGCUUGAACUCCACCGCCUGUACAAGGUGCAGAGAGAGAUGAUGGAUGAAAUUAAAAUGAAAGAACUAUACAAGCAUCAGAUACAAAUAGAGACAUCAUCAUCUUCAAUCCCAAUGUUGUCUAAAAUACCAUCUGAAGAUGUUUGGAAAUGGCAUAAAACAAGCUUCCCUUUAACAAACUCGGUUUCUGCUAGGCCAUCUGUUUCUGGUGCAGAGAUCAUUAGUUCUCCCCCUAGUUGUUCAAAGGGGAACAACACACAAACUGGUCAGCUUCCAUCUCAUAACGGAUGCAGUUCAAUGGAUUGUGAGAUAUUGGAGACUAGACCCUCAAAGGUUAGGAAAAAGUUGUUUGAUCUUCAACUCCCAGCUGACGUGUAUCUUGAUACAGAAGGGGAACAGUCCCCAGAGAAUAGAAUGUCUGACGUUUCAAGUUAUCACAGAAGUAGAAAUCAUAAGAUGGCUUCUGAAAGCAGUGUAAAGUUGUGUCUUGGAGAAAGUGCAAAGACCAACUGUGAUGGGGAUGCUUCAAGAUCUGGUUCAUGUUAUAGGGACUCUGUUGGGUUGGCUGAUUUGAAUGAGCCCAUUCAGUUUGAAGAACCGACUCGUCCCACCUCCAUUGAUUUUUUGGAUCCUGCUGCCUGUCAUGCAGAAACUGAAAACCUGGAUAAAGCUGCUAAAUCGAAGUCACAGUUUCUUCUAGGUUUGCCCAAAGAAAUUUUGCAGAACUCCCAACAAGGAAGCAAUAGUGGGACUUGCAGUUAUCCACAUGUUGAGAAUAGAGGAAAUGGAAGAGAGUGGUUGUUUAAUAUGCCUGAAGCAGGACAUAGUAAAACCCAUCUAAAUUCUAUUUCUCAAGGUUCCCAGCCACAUAACUCACUUAUGUCUUCCCAGCCCGCGCAUCCUACACUUAACAAGCUUCAUCAACCUCUAGGGACUCUUCCAUCUGAUCAUAGAAGGCGAGAGCUAUGGAGUGAGGGAACAGUUAAUGGUCUAGAGCUCUCUGAAAGCAGUCAUGAUCACUCUACUUUUAACCAUCUGGAACCAGUUUUGGCUUCCCAUUUACCCAAUGCCUAUCCAAUGGUUCAUGCCUCUGAUUUUGACAAUGCUUGGCCCCAUAUCUCAACAUGGGGAAAGCCAAGUCGGUGCUUGGGGCAGAAAUUUGCAUCAAUUCAACAACACUCAUCUCUACAUUCACUUGGUACCUCGAGUAGGACUUCUCAAUUAUCUGGUCAACGUCAUGAGAUUUUUGUGGAUAAAUGCCUUCUUAAUAGCAGUUCUGGGUCAAAGCCUGGCUUCAGAAGUGUUCUACCUAAUGGUAACAGGUUUUACCAUGGAUCAUCAUCCAGUUUGAAGGAUGCACCACCUUCUUUCCCUUCAGCAGGUUUUGAUUAUUUCAGUUGCAGUAAGGAUGAUAUGGUGGCUUCUGAACGCUCAACUAAUUAUGGUCCUGGAAGAAUAUUAAAGUGCCCUAAUCUUGUAGAUGUGAAGCCAGCAAAAGAGAUGAACUUGAACAUUGGCCUGUCAAAAUGUUCACCAAAUGAGGUGGUUACCCAUCAAGGCCUAGAGAUCAUAGAUGAUGAAGAGCCUUUCAAAAUUUUGCCUUGGCUUAGAGCUAAGCCUGCUACUAAGAAUGAACAUACAAGCAUAGGGAGGGAUUCAAAUUCCUCGGGACCAAGUUUCUUGCGAGCUGUUUCUAAUCAGUUGUCAGAAAAAAUUGACAUUGUGAAAGGUCCUAAUCAACUUUUAACCCAGAAAAUGACAUCAGCUUCAUGUGAUUAUGAGGUCCAGAUGAAGCGGAAUGAGGUAGGUGACUGCUUAGUUAACAGGAAGAUCCUUGGGUUUCCCAUCUUUGACAAUCCUUGUAAUCCUAAGAAUGAGUCGUCUUCUCUCCUCUCAACAUCUGCUUCCCUUCGAUGCCCGGCUCAAGGUGAAGACAUCAAAUAUGAAAGCAAAAAUGGAGUAAUUGAUAUAAAUUUGGCUUGUGAUCCUGAGUCUGGCUCACAGAUUGCUGAAGAAGAACUGGUUGUGGAGAAUGACAGGGAUAAAAAAUCUUCCAAUUUCAGAAAUAUUGAUUUGAACUCUUGUGUGAGUGAGGAUGAAGUUACGGUAGCACCCUCUGUUGCAAGCACCAUUACCAACAUGAAGAUUGCGGUGGAGAUAGAUCUUGAAGCCCCUGCAGUACCAGAGACUGCAGAAGACAUUUUACUAGUGGAACAUCAGAAGCACAAUGAGGUGCCUAUGAGAUCGCCUCAGCACAAAGCUGAGCAGCCCCAGGAUGAAAAUGUCAGGACUGCAGCUCAGGCUAUAGUUACGAUCUCGUCCUCCAGUCAUCUCAGUCAUGUGGAGAUUACCACUUGCCACUCACUUGAAGCUCCUGCAUCAGAUCCUCUCCUAUGGUUUGUUGAGAUAGUUUCUUCUUGGGUUGGUGAUCUUGACAAGAAGUCUGGGACUGAAUCAAAAGGCAAAGAUGGUGGAGACAAUGAGGUAUCUUCCUCUGAUGAGAUUGAUUAUUUUGAGGCCGUGACAUUGAAGCUAACAGAGAUCAAGGAAGAAGAAUAUAUGCCAAAGCCUCUGGUUCCUGAAAACCUACAAGUGGAAGAAAUAGGAACGAUUUCGUUACCAAAUCGAACCCGUAAGGGCCCUGCAAGGAGGGGGAGACAGCGAAGGGACUUUCAAAGGGACAUCCUUCCAGGGCUGGCUUCUUUGUCAAGGCAUGAGGUAACAGAGGAUCUUCAGACAUUUGGGGGACUGAUGAGAGCCACAGGCCAUCCAUGGCAGUCGGGAUUGAUGAGAAGGAACGGCACCAGGAACGGGGGUGCCAGGGGAAGGCGGAGGGCAGUGGUUGACCCCGCCCCUGCUGUGGCACCAAGCACAGUGUGUACACCACUGAUGGAGCAACUUAAUAACAUUGAAGCUAGAUUGGAGGAUAGAAGCCUGGCAGGGUGGGGAAAGACACCUCGAAGACCCCGCCGCCAACGAUGCCCUGCAGGUAAUCUUCCCUUGGUCACUUUAACCUAAUUGUGGGAUAAAACUCUGAUUUAAGAGUCAAGAACUUCAGAUAGGGAGAUGGGGAGCUGUGUUAUGGCUUUUUGAAGUGAGUUUGGUGUUAGUUAUAUGGGGGAUUGCCUUUUGUACAUGUCAUCUUAGCCCAUAAUUUAGGGCCCCUUGAUUCUCUCUCUUUCUCUCUCUCUUGAGUUACCCAACUCCCAAAUAAUGUUGCGUGAUCUCUUCUGGGAUAUAUACAGAAAAACACUCCUUCGGAAGCUUGCUCAAAACUGCUUUGGAGUUGUGUUCUCUGGAGUUAUUUCUUUCUUAUUGUAAUUUCAGAUGGAAAUCUAUUUUGUCUGUUUGUCAAAUUAAUUCAUUGGACUGGAGGAGCAACUCUUGUCCUGGA
Messenger RNA from Diospyros lotus (date-plum), 4157 nucleotides. RefSeq lists its product as uncharacterized. The transcript is spliced from 5 exons. NCBI's taxonomy places the organism in Eukaryota, Viridiplantae, Streptophyta, Magnoliopsida, Ericales, Ebenaceae. Bases 533 to 3781 code for a protein of 1082 amino acids. The record is from RefSeq and is a predicted model, not a curated record.